This is a messenger RNA of Nezara viridula (southern green stink bug), 243 nucleotides long. The record is from the annotation of a GenBank genome assembly. Lineage: Eukaryota; Metazoa; Arthropoda; Insecta; Hemiptera; Pentatomidae.
AUGCCUGCGCCAAGAAUCCGCCCAACGCCACCAAAAAAAUUUAAACUCACAAAACGAUCAAUAAUGUUGUCCCAAGCGCUAAUGCUGUCGAAGUCGGUGUCUCAGCCAUAUAGGCACUAUUAUUGUGAGUUUGGAACUUUUCCAAAGAACAAACUGUUAACAAACGCAAUCAUGAUUAUAUUCUGGAUCAGAUCCAAUGAUUUAGUUAAUUGUGUUUGUGUCGUCAUUGAAUUAAUUACCUAA